Spodoptera exigua (beet armyworm) is the source of this 768-nucleotide messenger RNA. Lineage: Eukaryota; Metazoa; Arthropoda; Insecta; Lepidoptera; Noctuidae. The record is from the annotation of a GenBank genome assembly.
AAAACGUCAAUAAAUAAUGCUUGUCAAAAAGUUGCUGUCAAUGUCAAAGUCAUAAUCUUAUCAGUUGUAAAAAUUGCGUGAUUUCGUGACGAUGGAAUUCCGAUGUGAAAAACAAUAAAAAUGUUUAAUAAAGUGUUGCAACGUGCCCUCAAGUUCCGGCUGAAGAAGAGUUAUCCCACGAAUAUCUAUGAUUUAUCUCGUGGAUCUGCAAUAGCUGUACGUAGACCGUAUAGCGAUGAAGUGCGCCGUGCGCAGGCGCAGAGCGUCGCUGCGCCGGGGCCAACAAUAUUCGACAAAAUAAUUUCUAAGGAAAUCAAAGCGGAUAUUAUUUAUGAAGAUGACUUGUGUUUGGCGUUCAACGAUAUUUCCCCGCAAGCUCCCGUGCACUUCCUUGUGAUACCGAAGCGUAGGAUCCCGCGGUUACAGGACGCAGAGCCAAACGAUAUGGAACUUCUUGGUCACUUAAUGUUGGUGGCUCGGUCCCUGGGCGCAGCGCGGGCUCCCUCCGGCUGGCGCCUCAUCGUCAACAACGGCAGGGACGGGGCUCAGUCCGUCUACCACCUUCAUCUACAUGUCCUAGGGGGUCGCCAGAUGGGAUGGCCCCCAGGGUAAGCAGGUAGAUAGGGAAUCACCACCAGGUUAGGGACACAGGUGCCUAAGAAAUACAGCGUUGUUUUUAGUAUGUGUAUCAUUUAUUCAAGGAAAAUUGACCUUUGUGGCUCCAUUAAUAAAUAAUUUGUAAAAGAAAGAAAAAUUAAGAAUGUUUAA